AUGGACGCUCAGAGUCUCUUUGACGUCAAGGGCAAGGUGGUGCUUGUCACCGGUGGUGCGAAGGGCAUAGGUCGCAUGAUCUCUGAGGGAUUUGUGAGCAACGGCGCUACUGUUUACAUCUCGUCUCGUGAUGCGAAGUCUUGCGACGAAGCGGUAAAGGAGCUCAAUGCGCUCGGAAAGGGCAAAGCGCACGCCAUCCCGGCAAAUUUUUACAAGGAGGAGGAAUGCCAGAGAUUGGCGGAGGAGCUCAAGAAGCGAGAGAGCAAGCUCCACGUCCUUGUCAACAAUUCCGGCUCAAACUGGGGUGCCCCAUACGAUGAAUACCCAUCUUCUGCCUGGUCUAGGGUCCUUACAUUGAACCUUCACCGUGUUUUCGACAUUACAAAACUCGUUACGCCGUUAUUGGAGAAGGCCGCUACUCCUGGCGACCCCGCCCGGAUCAUUAACAUCGGAAGCGUGGAUGGAUUGAGAGUUCCGGCACUUGAGACCUUCGCAUACAGUGCUAGCAAGGCUGGCCUGCACCACCUGAGUCGGGUGCUGGCCAAUCACCUUGGCAAAAGAAACAUAACAUCCAACUCGCUGGCCUGCGGUCCAUUUCAAAGCAAGAUGAUGGCUGCUACACUGGAGGCUUACAGAGAGACUAUCGAAGCGGGUAUCCCAUUGGGCCGGAUUGGCACUCCCCAAGAUGUUGCUGGAUCGUGUCUGUUCCUGAGCAGCCGUGCCGGCGCGUUUGUGAACGGCGCGACCAUCGCAUUGGAUGGUGGAACUCUUGUUGGUUCUAAGCUGUAA
Messenger RNA from Aspergillus chevalieri, 789 nucleotides. Its product is annotated as short chain dehydrogenase/reductase family. NCBI's taxonomy places the organism in Eukaryota, Fungi, Ascomycota, Eurotiomycetes, Eurotiales, Aspergillaceae. The record is from RefSeq and is a predicted model, not a curated record. The coding region runs from base 1 to 789 and encodes 262 amino acids. The transcript is spliced from 4 exons. Gene Ontology annotation, molecular function: oxidoreductase activity.